Molecule: messenger RNA, 2833 nt
Organism: Dicrocoelium dendriticum
Lineage: Eukaryota; Metazoa; Platyhelminthes; Trematoda; Plagiorchiida; Dicrocoeliidae
Source: the annotation of a GenBank genome assembly
CCACAAAAUGAGUUUGAGCUCUUCCUUCCGUCAUUCAACGUCCUUCAUGAAUCAGGGCCGUCAUUCAGUGAUGGCUCAUUCCACUGGGACACCAAACAUCACGAGUUCCAGUGAAACCCAACCAUCAGAGUCCGCGUCCAAGGUUCCAGGGUUCAAGGAGUUCGAAAUUGAGUUCGGGCACGGAGUCUCAGAAGUGGAUAAAUCUCUGUCGAGACGAGACAAGAACGCGGUGGACUUUGUCUUCAAUUAUAGCAAACUGUGGUGUAAGACAUGCAAGGACGUUGUAAUCUGCUUGGAGAAGCGCGCCUAUGCGGAAAACGAAGCCUGCCGCAGCAUUGUUAAACAGUUCCAAAUUUUGGAAGCUAGCCUUGUCAACGUUGUAGGAGCACCCAUGAGACAACAACUCUCCAACCUGGCCCGUACGCUCAUCGAACACUCCAGGGAGAUUGAGAUGCACAACACAAAGCGGUGUCGGGAGCUGCUGGAGGUGCUGACACGGCAGCGAGUGCUGUUUGAGAAAACUCGCAAGUUUCUCAAGGACAAAUGGAAAGCGGAUGUGAAGCGGCUGAUUGAUGCCGAGAACAGUUUGAUCAAAACCAAAUCGGCGUAUUAUCAACGCUGUCAGACCGGAGUGAAGCUGAGGGAGGAGCUUUCCGCUGCGCAGACGCUGUUAAAUGAACUUAACGCCAGCGUGGCGAAUGCCUCAAACGUGUCUGCGACGCCAUCCGUGCCCGGGCUGCCUGGAGGUAUUUCGACAGGAACACCAGGAAGUUCUUCAUUGCAGGGUUUAGGUGCCACAAUGCCUUCAAACUCCACCAGUUAUUCGGUUGGUGUCCCACCUAAUCCUUUUAUGGACAGUGCCGAGUUAACGACUGAUCAGUCGUCCACAACCACUGCGGGGACAACUUCGACGACAAACCAGAUUGCAAAACAAAAGGCAAAAGUGGAACGGUUAGAGAAGCAGUUGAGUGAUAACGACAGAAAAGAAAUUGAACAAAUGUACUCCUAUCGUGAAGCGGUUGAGAAUGCCAACAAUCGAUUGUACGAAUUGGAAAAAAGCAAGAUGGAAAUCAUCUGCGAUAUUCGAUUGACUAUCAUGAAGAGUGACGAGGUGGUCAAGGACUCCCUGGCCGAACUGUUCAAUCACAUUCACUCCACGCGAUUGGCUAUGAUCAACCAGUACGAAUCAUUAGCCUCCGGAUUCCAAGGAUUUGUGCCCUGCAGCGAUUAUCGAGCCUUGAUCGAUGAGCACAUACAAAAAGGCGUGGACUGUUUUCCGGAGAAAUACCAGUUCGCUGGAUUCCACGAACGAUCUGGACUAAAGUCGGACUCCUUGUCUGGUCGGUUCUUCAGCCGCACCCCGGGCUCAACGAGGGAAACAACAGAGUGUGAUCCAUUAUCUGCCAUUUUUCAUUUAGUCAAUAGGCGCUCAACACCUGAUGUGAUAGCCGCAAGAGUGCUCAAGCCGGUUGCAAGGUGGGGUCUUUUCAUUAUUUUUAAUAGUAACCUUAAGCCUGGUAUUUCAACGAUUACCAAUCUACCUGAACCACUCCUUACGUACAACCUUUACCCCAACUUUGUGGAAUUAGGAAAGAUUAUCGACGCCGCUGAUGUGAAUAUCCAGACAGAGCUGGUGAAGCGACUGCAAGUUCUCAUUAACCAUCUCAGCCCAACGAACAAAAAACUUGCCGGCCUGUUGUUCCACCACUUAAACAGAGUGUCCGCUUGUCAGUCGGAGAAUCUAAUGAGUUCGGCCAACUUGGGAACGAUGUUCGCGCCGACCGUGUUACGGCAAAAACCAAAGUUCCAAGUGGCCAAUAUGAUGGAUUUGAUGGAUAACAAAGGUCAAGCACGAAUAGUUGAGCUACUCAUUGAUAGUGCGACCGACAUAUUUGGCCCACCGGAACUGUACGACCCGAUAUGUGUCCUCCUGACUGCAGAAAGUAGCUUCGAUGUGGCCGAAGGCGAGUCUCGUCGGAGCAGCGGAGAGACUGGAAAACAAACCUCACCACGACUGUCAAUACGUGCACACAAGGACGAAGAGAGAAAGCUGGUAGUGCCACAUCUGGCCUCCUUUCGCACUCAUUCGUCACAGCAUUCUACUACGUCGUCCGUCGCAAGCGAAGAAUCCGCUUCGACUGGAAGUCAGCACAGCCUCAUACGUUCGGCCACCAUUUCUGCGACAUCACCUGGUCGUGCUUCAGUGUUACUGAGUAGUCCUCUGCCACUUUACACUCCAUUCGAAAGUUCUCAGUCGCUUCCGAGGAGUCGUGGCCAGGAUCUAAAGGAAAGCUUCACUCCAUCCGAUGGCGAGUUAGAGUCUUCAUCCGUCCCCAGCAACUAUCCUCCUGCGACCACCAGCAUCACCAACGCACCAGUAAAACUUAUCCAGCUGGCUGAAACAGGAGAUGUGUCGGCCUCUAGGCAACCGCAGCAAGCUUACACAGCAACAUCUGUAAGCAACCAGGAUUGUAGGUCAGAGAGUCUUCUCGCAAUGUCCCAAGCAGCGGCGCGGGGUGUAUCAAAUCCUGACUCCGAUACAUCGACCGCCCACGUCCCAACUUCCGGUUACAAAACGGUUGCUUGCACUUUCAAAAAAGAGCUCAUCCCAACCAGGAAACAUCCGCUGGGGGACAGAUCCGCCACUCCCGCUGUUACAAGCGCCCUAUCAAACCUGGUCAUUGGCCGAGGGCGACUAGGAGUUAAACGUUUCGGCACUAGUCAGCCUUCUGCAACUUCUCAACCAAAUAACUCAGGCGAUGCAAAGGAUUCUACGGACUUGGAUGACUAUGGUUACAUUGACACCGAUCCCUCAGAUUCUCCUACAUCUUGA